This is a messenger RNA of Selaginella moellendorffii, 1265 nucleotides long. Its product is annotated as zinc finger MYND domain-containing protein 15. The record is from RefSeq and is a predicted model, not a curated record. Bases 13 to 1161 code for a protein of 382 amino acids. The transcript is spliced from 8 exons. Lineage: Eukaryota; Viridiplantae; Streptophyta; Lycopodiopsida; Selaginellales; Selaginellaceae.
GCCGCUGCGUCGAUGAUGCGUCCUGCCCGAUCCGCUGCGAUGGAUGCCGCGUCGUCUGGUACUGCUCGCGAUUCCACCAGGUUUCAAGAAUCGCGGCAAUCGAUUGGGUCAUGUAGUAGUUCUGUUGUUCUUUCGAGCAGAGCAGGCAUUGGAGCGAACACAAGCUUGUCUGCAAGCGCCUUGCGCAGCAAGCGCGGAAGGCGUCCUCUGUCAGCGAAUUUCCCUUUUCUUUCGAGGUAUGGCUUUCAGCUAGAGUUGGACUGCUGGAUUUUUCUCUCGCAGCUGGAGAGCUCGAUGUGUGGAUUUCUUGACAAGAGAGGACUCCACGGGAAAGGGCUGUGGAAGAACGAGUGCUCUUGUCUAGCAGGAGCAAGAAGUUCUCGCAGGGACGCGUCCUGGCAUCUUCCCAGCAACGCUUGUCCAUGCAAAGGUCCCAGGAACGCUCCAGCGGCACCACUGGAGAGCUGGAAGCAGUACUACGAGUGGCGUGACUUACCUUUGCAUUCACCGGCAGCCAUUCUUCUUCACUCGCCACUUACACUCUACUAUGCGAUCAACCAAACAAGUUUUGAUCCGAGAGAAAAGCUGACAAUCCAUUACCUAGGCCCAGAGCGGGAGCUUGAACAGCUCGAGGUAUUCGCAGAGCUUCUCGCGCUUCUUCCUGGCGCUCAAAUCCACAUAGACUUUGUUGGACCUGCUGUGCCUUCCUCAAGCCAUGGAAGCACUUUGGAGCUGGCUUCAUAUCCAAAGUGCCUCGAUGCUAGCUGCGAGUGCAAACUUGAAACGAAUCACACGAUAACUCCUACCGUAUCCGUAUCUAUGUGGAAGGGGCUGUAUCACGAGGUUCAUCACCAGAUUUCUCGUGCGGAUGUUGUAGUGGCUUUCAACGCCGGUGUUGCGGCAUACAUCACUUGGAGACCCACGAUUGAAUUGCUCUUAACAAUGGAAGUCCCCGUUUUCGUUACCGACUUUUGUGAGGAAGCUUGUGUGCUCGCUGUCGAGUGCAUCGAUUCCUUGGAGCCAAACCACGUCACUUUUCCAAUAACGGAGAAUCCGUUCAGGCAGCCGGCUGGUCUAUGGAACACAGGCAUCGAUCUGCCAAUGCACGCGAACUGCUUCAUCUUUGGUCUCGGCGUUGCACUGGAAGGACUUCUUUCUUGAUGGGUGCACUUAGUGUAAGGUGUUUAAGAAAGUUUAUAUAAAUUAUAAACAUGUUUAUAAUUUACAAAUUAUCAACCGUUAGAUGGAAAAAUAUACUAAGCACA